Onychostoma macrolepis is the source of this 1974-nucleotide messenger RNA. RefSeq names its product kelch-like family member 40a (gene klhl40a). Bases 120 to 1946 code for a protein of 608 amino acids. The transcript is spliced from 6 exons. The record is from RefSeq and is a predicted model, not a curated record. Gene Ontology annotation, molecular function: protein binding. NCBI's taxonomy places the organism in Eukaryota, Metazoa, Chordata, Actinopteri, Cypriniformes, Cyprinidae.
CAUCCUCCGCCAUUUCUCUUUUAGAGUAACAGUGUUAAUACGGUCAGUUCAGUUCUGCAGUGGGAGAGGACCAGAACAACCCUCCCUCCUACUGAAAUAUCACAUCAAACCAUAACAAGAUGGCCUCCUUGUCAGUGGACCCAGUGACGGAGCCACGGAUGUACCAGCAAACGCUCCUACAAGAUGGGCUCUGUGAUCUCCUGGAUGCUAACAAGUUUGUGGACUGCGUUCUGAAGAUCAAAGACAAAGAGUUUCCUUGUCAUCGGCUAGUGCUAGCCGCUAGCAGCCCUUACUUCAAAGCCAUGUUCCUUUCAGACCUGGAAGAGAGCAAAAAGCGGGAGAUUAUUCUAAAAGACAUCGAACCUGGAGUCAUGGGAAUGAUCCUGAGGUACAUAUACACCUCGGAUAUCAGCCUGACUGAGCAUAACGUCCAGGACAUUUUCAUGGCGGCCAACAUGUACCAGAUUCCAUCAAUCUUCAGCGUGUGUGUGUCGUAUCUGCAGCAGAAGCUGGUUCUCAGUAAUUGUCUGGCCAUCUUUAGACUGGGACUGUUGCUGGACUGUCCACGUUUGGCUAUGGAGGCUCGGGACUUCAUCUGUGACCGGUAUGCCCUCAUCAUUCGGGACCAGGACUUCCAUCAGUUGGGUCCCAGCGAGUUGGCGGCUAUCAUCACAUGUGACUCACUGAAUGUGGAACGAGAAGAGUUGGUGUUUGAAUCUCUCAUGGACUGGGUGGAGUACGACACGGGCGAGAGAUUGAAUGACCUGCCACAACUUCUACACUGCGUACGUUUCCGUCUAAUGCCGUCGAGUUACUUUAAAGAGAAAGUUGAGGGCCACAGAUUGAUCAGGACGAAUCAGGAGCUCAAGAAGGAGCUUCAGAUCAUCAAGGAUGCACAGAAAGGAUUGCUACACAGGGUCAAAAGGGUCAAGAAGGAAGGCGAGAAGGUAGAUUCUGAGGACGAGGAUGAGGAGGGUUUGCUGCCGGGAAUCCUAAAUGACAAUCCACGUUUUGGAAUGUUCCAAACAGACCUUUUAUUGAUGAUUAGCGAUACAGGAACGGUAGCGUAUGACAUUGGCGUAAAUGAGUGCUACGUGGCGUCUUCAUCCACUGAGAUCCCUAAGAACCACUGCAGUCUUGUCACGAAGGAAAAUCAGAUAUUUGUCGCUGGAGGUCUGAUGUACAAUGAAGAGAACAAAGAACAGCCGUUCAGUUCGUACUUUCUUCAGUUUGAUCCCAUGAGCUCUGGAUGGUUGGGGAUGCCCUCACUACCAGACCCUCGCUGUCUGUUUGGUCUGGCGGAGGCUGAGAACUCCAUCUAUGUGGUGGGAGGAAAAGAGCUGAAGGAGGGAGAACGUGCACUAGAUUCUGUUAUGAUCUACGACAGACAGUCAUUCAAAUGGGGAGAGUCAGACCCUCUUCCAUAUGCAGUUUAUGGACAUGGAAUUGUUUCACACAAAGGACUGGUCUAUGUGAUAGGUGGAAAAACCGAGAGCAAGAAAUGCCUGAGGAGAGUAUGUGUCUAUAACCCCUCUAAGUUUGAAUGGAAGGAUCUGGCACCCAUGAAAACCGCCCGCUCGCUGUUCGGCACUGCUGUUCACAAAAACAAAAUCUACGUGGUGACUGGAGUCACUGAUAAUGGCCUGACUAGUAGUGUGGAGGUCUAUGACAUCGCCAGCAACUCCUGGUCGGAGUUUGUGGAGUUUCCUCAGGAGAGAAGCUCUCUUAACCUGAUCGAACUGGGCGGCUGCUUGUAUGCUGUGGGGGGUUUUGCUAUGAUGCCCAAUGAGACCACAGAAAAACUGGAGCCCACUGAAAUGAAUGACAUAUGGAGGUUUGAGGAGGAGGAGAACUGCUGGAAUGGGAUCCUGAGGGAGAUCAGUUAUGCUGCAGGGGCCACAGUGGUUGGAGUGCGUCUGAACACCUUGAGAUUCACAAAGAUGUGAUCUACAGCUGUCAUCUAUUGACAAAAUA